Molecule: messenger RNA, 1398 nt
Organism: Pseudoliparis swirei
Lineage: Eukaryota; Metazoa; Chordata; Actinopteri; Perciformes; Liparidae
Product: CD209 antigen-like protein C
Exons: 7
Coding region: 313-1074 (253 amino acids)
Biological process (GO): biological process involved in interspecies interaction between organisms
Cellular component (GO): external side of plasma membrane
Molecular function (GO): D-mannose binding; fucose binding
Source: RefSeq, a predicted model, not a curated record
CUACACACUCACUACUACACACUCACUACUACACUACUACACACUCACUACUACACACUCACUACUACACUACUACACACUACUCCACAUCUCUAUUUGCUAUGUUCCCCACAUCCCUGGAUGGCUUUUAGUCUGUUAUAUUGAAUCAUAGGGUUCACGAGCCGGAAUGUAAUAAAGGAAGUUGCAGCAGAGUUGGUGAGAACCUAAAAGUCCGGACAGUCGAAGCCUCAAAGCAGAAGUGCUCUCAAGACGGUCAGAGCGGAUCUAACGGCUCCUUCAGAACAGCUGAGGGUCUUCAAGCGUUUCCUCAGGAUGAACACAAGCCCACCGGAUGGAACAGAGGAAGUCCCAGAGGAAGCUGACUAUGUCAAUGAAGCAGUCCGCAGUGUGGAGCCAGUGGCAGCCGCUCCAGACCGGAGGUUCCUCUUCUUCUCUCGGUCUCCUCUAGUGAUCGCGGCGUGUUGGCUGGUGCUGGUGCUCAUCCUGGGCCUUCGUCUCCACUUUACUUCUGUCAUUUCUGAAAACGACGCCAAGCUGAAGGCAGACAACCUGAACCUGAAGACGCAGAACCAGGACCUGAAGAGGCAGAGGAACACCAUACAAGAUAUGGAGACCAACUGGACUGAGCUCAACAUCAGCAGAGCUCAGUGGAGCAUCGAUACCUACUGCAUCCACAAUGCCGAGGGAAAGUGUGAAGCGUGUAGGAAGGGCUGGUCACUCAACCAGAAGAGCUGCUACGUGACUAUUAACCCUAAUCCUCCUGGUGGGAAAACCUGGACAGAAGCUCGAGAAUACUGCAGAGAAAGAAAUGCAGAUUUUCCUGUUGUACUCACUGAAGAUGGAAAGAACAUAAUCGAUAAGUACAGCUAUGGGGACGUUGGAGACUGGAUUGGCCUGAGAGUUGAAGAUGGGAAAUGGAAGUGGAUCGAUGGAACUGAGCUGAAUCAAACCUCCUGGAAUGGACCUCCUGUUGACGGUCACUGUGCUGUCUCAACCCAGGGUGAAGGAUGGAGCUCAGUGAGCUGUGACCUCCGUAAGCAAUGGAUCUGCGUCCAGGACGCUUUAUCCGUGUGAACUUCUCACACUUCCUACUUGAGAAUAUCUAAACAGGUGAAUUAACUGUGUAAGAAUACCGACAUGUGCGCAUGUGUGUGGUUGUUUCUGCGUGCGUCUUCAUUAGAGACGUCCGGAUUAAAUGUUUCUCCUUUGUCAUGUGACAUUUUAAAUGGUCGCCUCUGAUUGGCCACGAGAGAGCGCUGCAGCAUCGCAGACGGGUUCAGAAUGUGUAUUUGUAAAGAAUGUAAAAACAAAAGUUGAUAUGCAGAGGGGACAGUAGAAUAUGUGCUUUAUAUCCAGAAGCUUUCCUCUUAUUACGUUGAAUAAAAAUACCGGAACACA